Molecule: messenger RNA, 1930 nt
Organism: Periophthalmus magnuspinnatus
Lineage: Eukaryota; Metazoa; Chordata; Actinopteri; Gobiiformes; Gobiidae
Gene: fscn2a
Product: fascin actin-bundling protein 2a, retinal
Exons: 5
Coding region: 30-1505 (491 amino acids)
Biological process (GO): actin filament bundle assembly; establishment or maintenance of cell polarity; cell migration
Cellular component (GO): actin cytoskeleton; cytoplasm
Molecular function (GO): actin filament binding; protein-macromolecule adaptor activity
Source: RefSeq, a predicted model, not a curated record
UUGCUCAUAGGUGUGGCCCACGGCGAAGCAUGCCCACAAACGGAAUUAACAAGGCCUUGAAGCUCCAGUUUGGCCUCAUCAACUAUGAAAACCGCUACCUGACAGCAGAGGCCUUUGGUUUCAAGGUGAACGCCUCAGGGAACAACAUGAAGAAAAAGCAGAUUUGGACUCUGGAGCAGGACGAGCAAGAUGGGUCAGUGGUGUUCCUGCGAAGCCACCUGGGACGUUACCUGGGAUCAGACAAAGAUGGGAAGAUCUCGUGUGGGGCAGAAACGCCAGACGCAGAGUGUAGAUUCCUCAUAGUUCCCCAGUCCGAUGGCCGCUGGGCUUUGCAGUCAGAAUCAUACCAGCGCUACUUUGGAGGUUCAGCUGACUACCUCUCCUGCUUUGCCCAGGUCAUAGGAGAACAAGAGCUGUGGGCAGUACACUUGGCACUUCACCCACAGGCCAGUUUCCUCAGUGUGGCACGCAAACGCUAUGCCCAUCUGUCCGCUACAGAUGGGGAGAUCUCUGUGGACAGCAACAUACCCUGGGGAGUGGAGUCUCUGGUCACCUUGGUGUAUGCUGACGGCAAGUACAGCCUCAAGACUUGUGACAGCCGUUUCCUCAGCAACGACGGUAAGCUGGUAAAAGAGAGCAGCAACAGCACAAGCUUCACUCUGGAGCUCAAGUCGGGCAAGCUGGCCUUCAAAGACUGUGAGGGGAAGUACCUGACUCCUGUGGGGCCCACGGGAACGCUCCGGUCCGGACGUUGUUCCAAACCGGGGAAAGAUGAGCUGUUUGACCUGGAGGAGAGUCACCCACAAGUCGUGUUUCAAGCUGCCAAUAAAAGAUAUGUGUCAGUCAGACAAGGAGUCAGCAUUUCAGCCAAUCAGGAUGUCGAGACAGACAUGGAGACCUUUCAGAUGGAAAUUGACAAACAGACCAAAAAGGCCAUAUUCAGGACUAAUGGUGGCUCUUAUUGGACCCUGGUGACUCAUGGAGAGAUCCAGUCCACUGCUACAGAAGUUGAGGUCAACACUAUGUUUGACAUCGAGUGGAGAGGACAAAGAGUGGCUCUUAAAGCCAGCAAUGGGAAGUACAUCUGUACCAAGAAGAAUGGCCAACUGUCUGCAGUCAGCGACUCUGUUGGUGAUGAUGAGUUAUUUCUGAUGAAGCUCAUCAACCGUCCAAUCCUCAUUCUCCGUGGAGAAAAUGGCUUUGUGUGUCACCACAAGAAUUCCAACACUCUGGAUGCAAAUCGAUCUGUCUAUGAUAUCUUUUCAUUGAUUUUCAGCGAUGGAGCGUACCACAUAAAAAGUGCUAAUGGAAAAUAUUGGAACGUGUCCAGCAAUGGCCUGGUGUGUUCAAAUGGAGAGAACUCUGAGGACUUUUUCCUGGAGUUUGUAGAACACGGACGAGCUGCCAUCAAAUGCUCCAAUGGGAAAUAUCUCCGUGGAGACCAAGGAGGUACUCUGAUGGCUGAUGGUACUAGUGUUGAUGCUAUGUCUCUGUGGGAAUACUGACAAAUCUGCAAAUUAUGCCAUUCCUGCUGCCACCAACAUCUAUAAAGUAGCCUACUUCGUAUGAACUCUACUCUACUGCCAGUUGCCCAAAUUAUUUAAUUGGUAAGAGAAGCUGGAUCCAUGGCACUCAUAUCACUGUUUUUGAAAUGUCAACAGUGAAUGAGGAAUAAAUAGAUAUCACACUUUAGCUGUCAAAGUAACUAAUGCAUUCAUCGGUCCACACCGGGUUCUUUAUUCGCAGCAGCUAGAACAUUUGAAUACUUGUCCAUCAGGCUGGUCACUGAUGUCAUUUCUUGCAAACCAAAUUCAAAUGACUCAUGCCAGUUGUGUCUUGUUUACAUGAAUUGUCCAUUAUGGCUUUACUUUUUUGAAAGAAAUCAAAUUAUGUUUGUAGAACUCUAUAUAUAUACUCUAUAUACUAUUUA